This is a messenger RNA of Penicillium angulare, 1533 nucleotides long. Its product is annotated as amidohydrolase. The coding region runs from base 1 to 1533 and encodes 510 amino acids. The record is from RefSeq and is a predicted model, not a curated record. Gene Ontology annotation, molecular function: hydrolase activity, acting on carbon-nitrogen (but not peptide) bonds. The transcript has 2 exons. Lineage: Eukaryota; Fungi; Ascomycota; Eurotiomycetes; Eurotiales; Aspergillaceae.
AUGACGGCAACCGAAAGUUCUUUUGUGUCGGACUGCAAAUUGUUUCAUGGCGCGACAAUUAUAACCGUCAACAAGAACCGCGAGGUGAUCUACAACGGCUUUAUCCGAGUCGAUCAUGACCGAAUUACAUCUGUCGGGAAAUGUCCGUAUCCUGAUGUUUUGCCUCCAGUGGCGAAUGAAAUUGAUUGCGAAGGAAAAAUAAUUAUACCCGGGCUCGUUAACACACAUGCCCAUCUUGUUCAAUCGCUUCUCCGGGGUCUAGCAGAGGAUCUGCCUUUGCAUAACUGGUUAUGCGAUGCUAUAUGGCCUUUGGAGGCAGUUUAUGAUAGCGAUGAUGGCUACAAUGCUGCACGACUGACUAUAGCGGAGAUGUUGAAAACAGGAACAACAUGUUUCCUGGAUCCGAUGUUGACAUAUCGCGCUGGGUUUGAUCAGGUCUGCAAGGCCGUCGAAGAAUUAGGAAUUAGAGGCUGUCUGGGCAAGCUGGUGAAGUUCACCGAGACCAAUCGCCAAUUAUCAAUCUCCGACCCCAGAGACCGGGAUUUGCUUGAGAUGUCUGUUCCAAAACUCAUUGAAGCACAUCAACGGCACAAUGAUAGCCAUAACGGCAGAAUCAAAGUAUGGGCGGCUGCGGGUACUCCUCGCGGUGCGCCGAUAUCUCAGUAUGCAGAGUUGGGGGAAACAUGUGCCUCGCAUGGUAUAUCGAUUACAAUGCAUUGUGCUGAGGCUCCUAAAGACCGAGAGAUUUACCACAACUCAUAUGGAUGCAGCUCAAUGGAGUUUAUACAAAACGCAAAACUCUGCCCACGGCACAAUACUGCAUCGUCGAACCAGCAUAAGACGCACAAUCUCGUGCUGGCUCAUAUGGUGAAUCUAGAUAACGAAGUUGACAUUCCACUACUCGCGCUCACGGAAACCUCAGUGGCACAUAAUCCAACUUCGAAUCUCAAAUUGGCCUCGGGUGUCGCGCCGGUUCCAUAUAUGAUUGCAGGAGAGUCUCCUGUUAACGUAUCGUUGGGUACAGAUGGCGCACCUUGUUCGAAUCAUUAUGAUAUGUUCCAGGAAAUGCACCUGGCUGCCAUAUUACACAAAGGAGUUAAUCGCGAUGCCAGCUUAGUCCCGGCAGAGGUGGCACUUGAGAUGGCAACAAUCAACGGCGCUAAGGCCCUGGGGUUAGAGGCUGAUAUUGGUAGCCUCGAGGAGCAAAAGAAGGCGGACUUUGUUGUACUCGAUCCGUAUGGUCAUGGGGGACUCGGGGUCGCUCCUUGGACAUCUAAACUAUCUAAUCACGGCGUCAACCCCGUCACCGCUGUUGUGCAUGGGUGUACCGGACGUGACGUAGACAUGACAGUGGUCAAUGGUGAGAUUCUCGUUGAAAACGGGCUGUUGACUCAUGGUGGGAGAAAAGGAGAGAUGGAAAUUGUUCGCAAAGCUCAGGUGUCUGUUGAGGGUAUAUUGGAGCGAUGUAAUCGUGAUCGAGAAGAAGGCGCGAAUAUUGGCGGGAAGGUUGCGAGCAAUUGGUCGUAUAUUUAG